Molecule: messenger RNA, 3458 nt
Organism: Micropterus salmoides (largemouth bass)
Lineage: Eukaryota; Metazoa; Chordata; Actinopteri; Centrarchiformes; Centrarchidae
Product: prostaglandin F2 receptor negative regulator-like
Exons: 7
Coding region: 13-1470 (485 amino acids)
Source: RefSeq, a predicted model, not a curated record
UCUAAGGAGGAAAUGACCCUGGUAAUGGAAAACAGCUGUUCUUCUUUUCAGCUGAAAAUGACGAAGAUGGCUGCUGUCUCUGCCAUCCUUUUGUCCCUGCUCUGCUGCCUCAUUGCUUUCAUAGGUGGGUGCUUGGCUCGGGUGGUGACGGUGUCUCCUGGUCCUUUAAUCCGGGUGGAGGGUCAGCCAGUCUCUAUCACGUGUGAUGUCAAGGACUACUCGGGACCUCCUGAGCAGGAUUUCGAGUGGAUGAUGUCCAGGGAGGCGACCGGGGCGCAGAAAAAGAUGAUUUCCACCUUUGACACCGGGUACCCCGACCCGUUGUUUAGCAAGCGUGUCGCAUCCGGUGACAUCGCGGUAGAGCGGCUCCAGGAUGACGAGGUGGAGCUGAAGAUAGCGGAGGUGAAGUCGUCUGAUGCUGGGUUCUACUGGUGUCAAACGCCGAGUACAGACUCCUCCUUCAGUGGCAACUACGAGGCUCAGGUCAAACUCACAGUCAUCCCCAACACCCUCAGGGUCUCCUCCCAGACCCCGCCCCCAGUCGUCCCAGAAGGAAGUGACAUGACGCUCUCCUGCAACAUCACCCGGCAACUCACCCACCCCACCUACCUGUCCGUCACCUGGUCGGUGAAGAAGGGAACAAUGUUGGAGGAAAUUUUGACAUUUGGCCCUCAGGGAGAUGUAGUCACAGGGCCGAAGUACGACCGGCGCUACGCCGACGGAGGCAUUCGAUUGGUUCCUGGGAAGGAUGGAUUGUUUGAAUUGGUGAUUUCCAGAGUGACAUCGUCUGACGAAGGGAUUUAUGAAUGCAACGGGACGGAAUGGACGCAUGAAAAUGGCAAAUGGAUAAAAAUCGUGGAGAGCACAAAAGAGAUGGGCACUGUUGCUGUUACUCCUACAGGUCGGUCCCUCAGUGUGAAUGUUUCAUCCUCCUCCUUCCCCUCAUCCACGGUUCUCCUCCUCUCCCCCGGUAACACGCUGACCCUCCUCUGCUCCGUCGGCGCCGACAACCUGCCCACCCUAUCCCUGGAAGUGACCUGGAUGGCUGACGGCCAUGAGAUCAUCACCAUGGAGCACAGCGGGGUGGUGAUCUCAAACCCUACCUUGAGCAGCUCGCAAGGAAAACGAGGGCAGGCAACCUUGGAGCGGACGGGAGCUGGAGAAUACAGGCUGGGGGUGAGGGAGGUGAGUCGGGAGGACGGAGGGGCGUACACCUGCCGCAUCCGAGCCUUCAUUGAGAAAGGAGGAAGGAGGUGGUACAUGGCGGCCGAGAAAACUUCCAGCCCUCUGACUGUGAAUGUGUCGCAGAUCAUGGCAAUAAUUCCCCCUGCAACCUCAUCAAAUCAGACAGCUUUGUUGACCAUUGCUGCGGCUCUCUCUUUGGAUGUGCUGCUUUUGCUGCUGAUGCUCACCACAUAUUUUGUGUACACACGAUUCGCAUGUUGUAAGAAUACAAGGACAGGAGCAUGAAGGAAAAGCAAAGAAGAGGAAAAGAAGUAAGAGAGACGUACCAAAAAGCAAUGUUUCCACUAGUUUACUUAUGCUAGUGUUAUAAAAUAACAGUAUCCACAUUUAUCUUUUAAUUUGUUAUCUAAAGUAAUAGAUAAUUCUGCAUAUUCUGGUAUUUUUCUCUUAUAACAGCCAGAAUAUCAGGUGUACCCUCGACAUUGUAGGGAUUGUGGCUGCUGGACUGGCCGUUAAACUUGAGACCUUAGCAUUAGCUAACUAGCAUCAAACAUGGCUGCAACCAGAGAAGAAAAGAAGCAAUAGAGUCAUCUUUUGCUGGCAAAAUUCAUGGCAUUUUAAUCACUUCAAAAAUGAUAUAGUAUUUUCGACAGUGCUGCGUUGUUCUUAUCUUUUCUCAUUUCAGUUCUCAUAUAUUUCAUUUAAUUUCAGUAAAGACCUGAGACCUACACUUAGCUUUAAGAUAACGUGUUGGUUAAGCUAAUCUUUGUUAAUCUUAAAUAUUAAGUUUCCAUCCAUCCUAAAUUGAGCUUAUUGUUUCCUCCAUUUUUUUCCGAAUCUUGGACACACUUGUUUGGGGAUGAUGAUUAUUAUCUUUUGUAUUUUUUUUUUUCUCGGUUGUUUGUUUUUGUUUAUCUGAAAGUUCACUGAGUAAGAAACCUGGAUUUGGUUUAUGUAACAAAGUAGACCUAACCAUCGGUGGACACUAAGUACCGCUACAUAUGGGGUAUUGUAAAUUGGCUCCCGGCUGACUAGAAAAUUAAAAUGAUGUCACUUUUAUUUAAGCAAAAUACAUUUAAAAAAAAUAUUUUUUUGUAGCUAAUGGAGUAUUUAUGGAGUAUCAUACUGUACUAUCGCCACUUUUCAUCAAGUACAGAUCAGAAUCCUCAGUUAUCCCGUUUCUGUGCAAGUAAUCCAGCUUGCAUGUAUUGUUCUAAUAGUCCAGCUGGGUACUUCUUAUUUCUACUGGUACUUGUGUGUACGUACACAUAUUUAAUGUCUUUCAUUUCGUUGCUGAUGAUAUCUCACUCUAACUUUAAAUAACAGGAAAUUCACCCUCAAGCUUUAGUUGAAUUGUGUCACAAAUGAUUUAACUGAGAUGAACGGUUGUGUAUCAGAUCACAAUCCUAGUUGGUUUUUGCCUUCGUUGUUAUGACUGUAUUUUCUUGUGUAAUGCAACUUUGCUCAUCACUGCACCAAUUUAUUUGUGUUGGGUAAUGUGGCCUGUUUUUUAAAGACUGAAGAAGAUACUCAAGAUGUGCAUUUGUUAUAAGAUAUUUUUCAUAAUUGUAAUAUCCCUUUUUAAUUUUUGCACUUUACAUUACAAUACAUUGCUUAUGUGCCACUGGUGUGGCACAUGUAUUACUCCAUUUCAUGCAUUGUUUGAUAUGCUUAUUCUGAUAUUAAUUGUCUCUCAACUCAAAGUGCCACAUGUGACACUCUCAUUAUUGCAUUUCUUUCUCGCAGUUUUUGUGUAAUUUGUAAAAUAAUAAUUUAAAAAACAAUUUGCUGGGAAAAUGUAACACAAAUUGUGUUAACUCCAAUGUUAUAGCUCAAAUUAAGCAAUUUUGCCAAAAAAUAUAAAUAUGCUCAAUUGUACUUUGAGUUAAUAAAAUGAAAUGGGGACAUUUUUAAAACUUGGCCAAGUGGAAAACCUUGCUCUCAAAGACACAUAUACAGAUCAAUGUGUCACUUAGUGCUCAACACUUGCCUAAAAAAUAAUCUAAAUGUGGUAUUCUGUCUUGCCCACAUUUCCUUCCUGAGUAAAAGAUAAAGAUGUUUAUGGUAAUGUUAUGUUCAUGUUAGAUAAUUGGUGUGAGAGCUCUGUUAAAACUUCCAAGUUCUUAUUCAGUGAAUUGCAACGCCAUUGAGCUUCUUAAUACUUUAUUAUGCAUUUCAUUUCAGCUCGUCUGCAUUUUCUCUAAUGUUUUCCAAGUUUUUGUGAAUUUCAGCUCUUUUAUGCAAUUGAAUUAAAGUCUUUUGCAUUUCCUGCA